AUGGAGCAGCGAGCGCUCGUCCAGCUCGCGGUCUUGGCGUCGCUCGCCACCAUCAGCGCCUUUGUGGCCGUUGGGCUCUUCCGGAAACGUCACCACCACCGCCAGCAGCUGCAGCAGCUCAAGCAGCAGUCGCUGGACCAUGUCAAGCAGUCGAAGGAAGUGGAAGUCACGCGUGAGAGGCCGUCUCUAGUGUCCCAGACAGAGGUGUCCCCCCUCCCCCCUCCUCCUCCUGAGCUGCCACCGGUCGUGAACUUGGGCGAGGCCGAAGCCACUUUAGCUACCAAGAAGUACAAGGCCGGGGACUUUGACCAAGCUAUUGAGCUCUACUCUGUCGCCAUCUCCCUCGGCGAACAGCAGCAGCCGCUGGAUGCGCGCAACCUCAAAGUCAUGUACUCGAACCGUGCAGCUGCGUACGAGAAGCUCCAGGACUAUACGAACGUCAUUGGGGACUGUGCGAAGGCGCUGCAGCUGGACAACCGACACACCAAGUCGUACAUGCGUCGAGCAAAGGCGAAAGCUGCUCUGGGAGAUCUGCGUGGCUCCCUUGUGGACUACGUCUGUCUCUUGGUGAUUGCAGAGGAGAGACAGGAACAAGUGGACGAGACCUUGGCUCAGGAGAUCAGCCGCAUUCAUAAUGACAUUACCGUGAAGGAGAUCGAGGAUGCACAGCAGAACAAGCAGAACCCUGUGCGCUAUUUGCCCGACCAGUUCUUUGUGACGUCGUACUACUCAUCAUUUCAUUCGAGUGACGACGAAAACGAUGUGGUGCCGGAGAAAUCGUCCGAGGAGUACACGGCAGAGCUGGAGGCUUUGGGAACAGCAGACGAGGACUCUCGUUCGCAGCGUUGUUUACUACUGACGAAGCGGGGACUUGCAUUGAAGAAAGAGAAAGACUAUGACAUGGCUGCCAAGGACCUGGCCGCUGCCUGUAAGAUCGUUCGCCCUGAAGACAAAGCUUAUUAUACGGCCCAGAUUGAGAACGGAACGUACCAUCACCUUCGUGGCGAGUUUGAGCUUGCUCGUAAGUCAUUCAAAAAGGCCCUUGAUGCCAAACCCCACUCCAUUUUUGCGAAAAUUCGCAUGGGUGGUCUUUGUUUUGAUCAAAAAGACCUGAAGACGGCGCUUGAUUGGUUUGACAAGGCUUUGGCUGAGAAGUCAGAAUGCUCUACGGCCUACUUUCACCGUGGCCAGCUUCAUUCUAUUGACGUAUCACCAGAUGGAACCAGUAACGAAGAGUCGAUGGCCGCGGCCCUUAGCGACUUGGAAACCUGCAUCAGUCUUGCACCGGAUUUUGCCAUGGCCUACAUUCAAUUGGGUGUCACGCACGCGCGAAACGGUAAUUUCCAAGGCGCUGUUGACUACCUCACGACAGCAGCCCGCAUUACACCCGAUGUGCCGGAAAUUUACAAUUACAUGGGGGAGACAUACAUGCAGAUGCUACAGACCCCCGGCAGUAGUGUUGAUUUGAAGACUGUGGAGGAAAUGUUUGAGAAAGCGAUCGAGCUGGACCCAUCGUACCCGAUGGCAUACAUUAAUCAGGGUAACUUGUUGGUCCAAAAGGGCGCAGAGUACGGUCGCCAGGCGCUCGGUCUGUUCGAGAAGGCUGUGGAGAUGUGUCCUCGUUCGAAGUUUGCAUACUGCCAUCUUGCUCAGGUAUACAUGGCAAUGCAGGAGUAUUCUCGCGCCAUUGAGCAGAUUGACAAGGCAGUGGCUUUUGCCUUUAGCAAGGAUGAGUUCAACGAACUGUUUGCCAUCCGCGUGACGGCCGAGACACACCAGCAGGCGUCCGAGCUGCUCCACUAG
Peronospora matthiolae is the source of this 1803-nucleotide messenger RNA. The record is from the annotation of a GenBank genome assembly. Lineage: Eukaryota; Oomycota; Peronosporomycetes; Peronosporales; Peronosporaceae.